AUGGUUCAGCUGCAAUCGUUCCUGAUCAGAUCAGCAAAUAAUAAUUUGCGGAGCUUAUGGCUUUGCGUUCUUCUUCUUCGUCUGUUACUAAAUCACUAUUUUUCUCUUUCUCUCUCUCGUUCUCUCUCUGACUCUCUCCGCAGAUACGACUGUGAAGAUUCCAAAUCAGCAUGCAAAAUCCUGAAUGGCCGAGAGGCGCGGAAUCGUGCGGAAAAAAACCGCCGAGACAAACUGAAUGGAUCCAUCCAGGAGCUGUCCAGUAUGGUGCCACAUGUGGCGGAGUCUCCCCGGAGGAUCGACAAAACGGCAGUGCUCCGGUUUUCCGCCCACGCCCUGAGGGUAGAUUACGUGUUUGGCAAAUCUGAAGAAAGCCUUCAACAAAAGUCCCCAAAAGCGUCUGGAGGGCAGCAACAGCAGCAGCAGCAGCAGCCACUCGCCUCUCCGGUGGCCACCAUCGUCAAAUCCGAGGUUCAGGACACGUUGUUCCGGAUGCUCAAUGGUUUCCUGCUGACGGUGACGUGCCGCGGUCAGAUCGUGCUCGUUUCAGCCUCCGUUGAGCAGUUUCUCGGCCACUGUCAGACCGACCUGUACGGACUCAACCUGUUCAACCUUAUCCACCCGGACGAUCACAACUUGCUCAAACAACAGCUGAUCCCGAGUAACCUGGGAAACCUGUUCGAUGGAUCCGUAUCGGCUGGAUCCUGCAGCAGCAGCAGAUCCCCGGUAUCGCCAGCAGCUUCAACUAGCGGUGCCAGCGCCGACGGUCGUUCAACAACGUCAGCAACCGGAACCGGAACUGCUAGCAAUAAUUCAAGUGCAACGGCAUCGGACGCAUCGGAUUCCCAUGCGCAGCGAUCGCACGAAGAGGAAGAGGAAAUCGAUCGCAAACUGCGACAGGAUCGGAGAAAGUUUAGCCUGAGAAUCGCUCGAGCUGGCCCCCGUUCGGAACCUACCGCGUACGAACUAGUCACCGUUGAUGGUUGCUUCCGGCGGGCCGAUGCGGCACCACGUGGUUCCAAGCAAAGUGGCCCCUCGGGACUGCAACUGUUGAGGAGGGCACGUGGCCGCGAUGACGGAAUUUCCCUACACAGUAUAAAUGGAAACGAUAUUGUCCUGGUGGCAAUGGUGCAGGUCAUGAAAGUGCCGACCAUCUGUGAUAGAUUGAUUGAGGCUUGCAAGUACGAGUACAAGACGAGGCAUCUGAUUGACGGCAGGAUAGUGCAAUGCGAUCACAGGAUAUCGGUGGUGGCCGGAUAUUUGACGAACGAAGUGUCUGGGUUGUCCCCGUUCACGUUUAUGCACAAGGACGACGUUCGAUGGGUGAUAGUAGCGUUGCGGCAAAUGUACGAUUACCACCAGAAGGAUGGUGAAUCCUGCUAUCGGUUAAUGACCCGCACCGGGGAUUUCAUCUAUCUGAAAACGACUGGUUACUUGGAGGUCGAUGACACCACCAAGGUCGUGAAGUCCUUCGUCUGCAUCAACCGGCUAGUGCCCGAAGAUGAAGGUCGCCGUCUGGUGCGGGAAAUGAAGCAAAAAUACUCGGUGAUGGUGAACCAACUGGAGUUACCGGACGAAAGCGACGAACCCGUUGUGGAAAACCCACAACAAAUCGAGCGUGCCGUUAUGAAUCUUAUUACGAACCUACAUCCGAGCGAGGAUGAUCCCGUUCCGGUACCGGCCAUAUUGGAACCCUCUGGAUCUGAUCAGUUGGCAAUUAUUGCGCCAAAACCCAGCCAAGUCAAGUCGGCAAUCGUUAAAAGUAUAAACGUUAUUGCCGUUGCAUCGAAGAAGAUGUCCGAGAACGGUAGUGAGUCACCUUACCGAGAAGAAUCCACAAGUUCUGGGCCACCAAUACCCAUUACCCAAGACCAUCGUCAAAGCAGCACCUCGGAAAGACCCUCGGUGCUGCAGAAAGUUGAAAGCAAAAGUUCAGCGUCGUCAGAGUGCCAUAGAGUUCCGCCAUUGCCCGGUUCCGAUCACUACUUCACCCAACCCAUCUCACCCUACAGUACAGCAAGCAGUUGCAGCAACUCGGUAAUGUCACCGGCUUCUCAGCACGUUUUUCAACGGAACAGCAGGAGUCCAUUCGGCGGUAGCAUUCCGCCGAUGUCUCCUCCGGCAACGGGUGGAACGAUGAUCUACACCAAGAUCCACAGUGUGGACAGCAGCGGUGGUCAAACAACUACACGUACAACCAGCGUCCUAAAGCGGACUUAUAGCAACAGCAGCAUACCCAACAACAACGAUGACAGUCAUGGAGGCCAUAUUAGCGAGUACUUCGAGCUGAAGCGUUGCCGGCAGAGUGCAACCAACAACUUGAGUACCUGCCUGAGCGAACUGGUUAAUCCGGCAACGAACCUCAUCACCUCCCUACCGAAUGCCUUUGAGGCCGUAGAUCAGUCGCUGCUCAAGAUGGAAAACAAAACGGCCAUGAUGAGGGAUCAAGUGAGCGGCUACGAAAACCUGCAGCAUUCGCAACUGCGGUUGAAUAAGAUUGUGGUAAGUUGAAAACAUUGGAAUACCUUUAAUCCUACUCUGGACAUUUUAUAACUCUUCACAUUUCGGGUGAUCGAAUACCGAAUACUCAAUUCAGGGCAAUUCAUUUACUAACGUGGUUUUCACACCACUCAGAAACCCGUUGUUCCCG
This is a messenger RNA of Uranotaenia lowii, 2647 nucleotides long. RefSeq names its product hypoxia-inducible factor 3-alpha-like. Gene Ontology annotation, biological process: regulation of transcription by RNA polymerase II. The record is from RefSeq and is a predicted model, not a curated record. Bases 1 to 2508 code for a protein of 835 amino acids. NCBI's taxonomy places the organism in Eukaryota, Metazoa, Arthropoda, Insecta, Diptera, Culicidae. Gene Ontology annotation, molecular function: protein dimerization activity; DNA-binding transcription factor activity, RNA polymerase II-specific; RNA polymerase II cis-regulatory region sequence-specific DNA binding. Gene Ontology annotation, cellular component: nucleus; aryl hydrocarbon receptor complex. The transcript is spliced from 9 exons.